AUGGCAUGGAAAUUGACACCACUCCUGCUGCUUCUGGCCUGGGUAGUCACCACGUGCAGCUCCCGGGACAGGACGGACCUGCUCAAUAUCUGUAUGGACACCAAGCACCACAAGACAAAGCCAGGUCCUGAAGACAAGAUGCGUGACCAGUGCAGUCCCUGGAGGAAAAACGCCUGCUGCUUGGUCAACACCAUCCAGGAGCUGCACAGGGACACCUCCCUCCUGUAUAACUCGGACCACUGUGGCAAGAUGGAGCCUGCCUGCAAGCACCACUUCAUCCAGGAACUGGGGCCCUGGAUCCAGCAGGUAGACCAGAGCUGGUGCAAAGAACAUUUCCUGGAUGUGCCCUUGUGCAAAGAGUACUGUCAGAGCUGGUGGGAGGACUGUUGCAUCUCCCACACCUGCAAGAGCUACUGGCAUGAGGGCUGGAACUGGACCUCAGGAAUUAACUAAUGCCCAGCGGGGAUUGUCUGCUGCACAUUUGAGUCCUACUUCCCCACACCUGCUGCCCUUUGUGAGGGCUUCUGGAGUCACUCCUAUAAGGUCAGCAACUACAGCCAAGGGAGUGGCUGCUGCAUCCAGAUGUGGUUUGACUCAGCUCAGGGCAACCCCAAUGAGGAGGUAGAGAAGUUCUAUUCUGUGGCCAUGAGUGCUGACCAUAGGACUGGGGCCUUCCUGCUCAGCCUGGCCCUACUGCUGCAAAUCUGGCUUCUUGGAUGA
Messenger RNA from Galeopterus variegatus (Sunda flying lemur), 720 nucleotides. RefSeq names its product folate receptor 2 (fetal) (gene FOLR2). Gene Ontology annotation, molecular function: signaling receptor activity. NCBI's taxonomy places the organism in Eukaryota, Metazoa, Chordata, Mammalia, Dermoptera, Cynocephalidae. The record is from RefSeq and is a predicted model, not a curated record. Gene Ontology annotation, biological process: cell adhesion; fusion of sperm to egg plasma membrane involved in single fertilization; sperm-egg recognition. Gene Ontology annotation, cellular component: external side of plasma membrane.